GAGCAUAUUUCUGUAUUUAUAAAUGAUCCAAAAGAACAAUGAAAAAAAAAAUCACUACAAAUAAAGACACUAUCUGCACUAUGUAGCAAUUGAGAAUGGAAAAUUUGGGAGAUGAUGUUUUAGCUUCGAUAAUGAGUAGGGUUCACGACUCUGCCUGUAGAAGAUCCAUUUCUCAAGUUUGUAAGCAGUGGCUCAAAAUUGAAGGCAUAACUCGAUCAUCUGUACGUGUUUUUGAACCCAAUCUUUUGCUUAAUUUCCUUCCAAGAUUCCCAAAUUUGCUAAAAUUUGAUACAUCUGAAGAAAUCACGAACACCCAUCUUGAAAUUUUAGCUGAAAAAUGUCCCAGGAUCCAAAUUCUUAACCUUAAUUUCAAGAAAAAGAGCAAAUUUUAUGAUGAAAGGGAUGAAAGUUUAAUCUUGGAUGAUUUUGAUGAAAAUGGUUUGUGUUUCAUCGCAAUGGGUUGUUCUCAUCUCAAUACAGUUUCUUUGAGAAAGAGAAGUGGAGUUGGGGAUGCUGGGGUUGUUUCUCUUGUUAGCUUUUUGCCUAAGUUGAUACAUUUAGACAUAAGUUUUUGUGACAAGGUUAGUGAUGAAGCACUUAGAGUUAUUGGAAAUGUUAGCUCUUUGAAGUACUUGAAUCUACAGGGGUGUUGGUUGGUAUCUGAUGCGGGUUUGAAAUCAUUAACAGGAGGACCUCUUAGGAUGACCUUGAAGAAACUAAUUCUUGCUGAAUGUGAUAGGAUUACGGAUUGUGGGGUGUUGAGUUUGAUGCAAUUAUGUUGCUUGGAGGAAUUGGAUUUGGCAGAAUGUGGACCGAAUGUGACUGAUUUAGCUGGUGAGGCUAUUGCUUCAAGUGAGAGUUUUAAGAGGUUGAACUUGUCAUGGCUUGUAAAUGUGUCUGAUGCUACUGUUGUUGCUCUAGCUGAAGGUUGCAAGAAUCUGGAUGCUCUUAAUUUAACUGGCUGUGAAUUUGUCACUGGUGAAGGCGUCCGUACUUUGACAAAGCAUGGGUCAUUGAAAGAGCUCAUUUUGACUAGUUGUGAAAAGCUUAGUGGAUAUGAUUUGGAAGAGUUGGUACUAGGAUGUCAAACAUUAGAAUACAUUGUGGUUGACAAAAGAUUAAGGAUGUGGGUACCUAUGGAAGUGCAGGAUAGUAUCAUGAGAGAACACUGUUGGAUAGAUUGGAAAUAACAGGUGAAAGGGGAGUUGAAUGUCUCGUUUCGAAUGGAUUAAUAUGUUUUCAGUGUCCUCUCUCAUUUAUGGAUACCUCUUAGCAGUUAUAACCCGGGUCUUUCAUUCACAGUUCCCCAUCAUUACCUCAGCCUCCUAGUUGAUAUUAUCCUUUCGAUUACUGUUAAUUGGAUCAAACAGCACAAAUGCAUCCAACGGAACUCUGAUGGUAAAAUCGAAAUCUUCAGAGACCCAAUUGGAAGUUUAUAGAAUGGCAAUGGUGUAUUCAUCUUUUUCAAUUCGAGCUUUUGGUUCACUUCUCUGUAGAUUCUCAAAUGGGGUUUAUCAUAUACCCCACCAUUCUUGUUCUCUCAAAUGUGUUUUUUUGUUGACUGAGAAUUUUUCGUCUUCUUCAUGGCAUUCAUCUGCUGAUAUACGACUCUUGCCUUUGGAACUUCAGUCUAGAAAUUCAAUGAGAAAGAUUUGGACUUUUUCUCCUCUCUGUAUGGGCAGGCGCUCCUGCAAAAUUGCUGGAAGAGAGUUAUGGAUUAGGGUUGAAGGUUAUUAUGUGGCCAUGCAAUGUCUAGUUCCCUUACCAGUAUUGGUUGAGCUCAAGCAUACCUCAAGUCUAUAUAAUAGCAAUGGUGUAUUCAUCUUCUUCAAUUCGAGCUUUUGGUUCACUGCUCUGCAAAUUCUCAAAUGGGGUUCAUCUUAAACCCCACCAUUCUUGCACUCUCAGAGGUGUUUUUUUGUUGAGUGGGAAUUUUUCGUCUUCUGAUAAACGGGUCUUGCCUUUGGAACUUCAGUAUAGAAAUUCAGUGAGAAAAAUAUGGACUUUCUCUCCUCUCUGUAUGGGCAGGCGCUCCUGCAAAAUUGCUGGAAGUAAGGUGCCAGCCGUCAGAAGCCAAAGUAGAGGAAGACUCGGCUAGUUUGUCUUCAGUUGUACGUUGCUAUGGUGGAUAAAGGUUUGAACUGUUGAACAAUGAUGACGGACGGUGCAGCAGUAGUUUGCAAAAUCUGGCAUUUGCUAUUUAUUGCUUGUUGUUGCUACUUGGAACAAGUGCAUUUUUCUGUGCUCGAAAUAUUGGGCACUGCAAAAUAGUACUCAGUUUUGAGAACUAUUGCCUCGCCUAAGUGUGUAGGGGGAUGGCUUCGAUAAAAUAGGAUGUAUGAAUAACAAAGGCAUUUUGACAAUUCAGAGUAUGAAAUCUCUCACCAGGUUAAUAGCAGUUUCCCUAGAAUCUUGCGUUAUAUGUGACUCAGGUUAGAGUAGAAGUAUGGAGGAGUAUUAUGUCACCAACAAGGUGCAGACAGAAUUGAGCCAGAAGUUUCUACUGCUAAAUUUGUCCGCUCACCGAAUGCACAAUGGGAGAGAAUGUAAAAGGACAUCUCUACAGUGAUUGCAACAAUACUUUGAUGCCUUCAAGACAGAUAUCUAUCCAUUAAAAUUGUUCGGAAAAAUUCAGUCGAUGGCUUGGAUGUACUGUUGUAAGCUUAAAUGAUUUCCGUGAUUGCCUAGUGAACAAUACUGGGACCUUCAGUUGAUUUCUGUGAAACAUUUUCUGUUGUAUGUUAACAUUGGUCUUAGUUUUAUUUAUAUAUUCCAGUUAUCAUUUAUUUCCUAG
This is a messenger RNA of Solanum tuberosum (potato), 2794 nucleotides long. RefSeq names its product F-box/LRR-repeat protein 4-like. Gene Ontology annotation, molecular function: protein binding. Bases 96 to 1190 code for a protein of 364 amino acids. Gene Ontology annotation, biological process: SCF-dependent proteasomal ubiquitin-dependent protein catabolic process. The record is from RefSeq and is a predicted model, not a curated record. Lineage: Eukaryota; Viridiplantae; Streptophyta; Magnoliopsida; Solanales; Solanaceae. Gene Ontology annotation, cellular component: SCF ubiquitin ligase complex. The transcript has 7 exons.